Branchiostoma floridae (Florida lancelet) is the source of this 750-nucleotide messenger RNA. Its product is annotated as ficolin-2-like. Bases 1 to 750 code for a protein of 249 amino acids. The record is from RefSeq and is a predicted model, not a curated record. The transcript is spliced from 5 exons. NCBI's taxonomy places the organism in Eukaryota, Metazoa, Chordata, Leptocardii, Amphioxiformes, Branchiostomatidae.
AUGUAUGACCAGGCAAAUCUUAUUCAGCAGCAAGAAACCAAAAUGCAACAAAUGCAGACACUCUUGAACCAACUGUCAGACAAGCUGAAUGGUGCCCGUGACUGUAUGGAAGUGCUGACGACUGGACACGACACCAGCGGGGUGUACACCAUCUACCCUGAUGGAGGAGGGAAAAGUCCUGUUCACGUCUACUGUGACAUGGACACUGACGGGGGCGGAUGGACGCUAUUCCAAAAGCGUCAAGACGGUUCAGUCAACUUCUACCGAGACUGGCAGGCGUACAAGACAGGGUUUGGUGACCUGAGGGGAGAGUUCUGGCUGGGUAAUGACCACUUGCACCGCCUGACGGCCCAGGAUGUGUACGAACUGCGGGUGGAUCUGGAGGACUUUGAGGGUAACACGGCCUACGCCAAGUACAACAUCUUCAGGGUGGAGGAUGAGAUGCACAAGUACAGGCUCACUGUGGACGGCUACAAUGGCACUGCAGGGGACGGCAUGACCGAUGAAGUAAACCCUCACCACGGCAUGUACUUUACUACACAAGACAGGGACAACGACAUCCACCCUGCCGAUAACUGUGCCCAAGAGUUCAAGGGAGCGUGGUGGUACAGUAGCUGUCACCGUGCCAACCUGAACGGCCUGUACCUGGCGGCGGGGCAGCAGUCUCAGGCGGACGGGGUCAACUGGAAGCCGUGGAGAGGCUACCACACUUCGCUAAAAAGUGCUGAAAUGAAAAUAAGGCCUAACUAG